Messenger RNA from Myxocyprinus asiaticus (Chinese sucker), 2735 nucleotides. Its product is annotated as neutral amino acid transporter A-like. The coding region runs from base 69 to 1679 and encodes 536 amino acids. NCBI's taxonomy places the organism in Eukaryota, Metazoa, Chordata, Actinopteri, Cypriniformes, Catostomidae. The transcript is spliced from 8 exons. Gene Ontology annotation, biological process: L-serine transport; L-glutamate transmembrane transport. The record is from RefSeq and is a predicted model, not a curated record. Gene Ontology annotation, molecular function: symporter activity; L-threonine transmembrane transporter activity; L-aspartate transmembrane transporter activity. Gene Ontology annotation, cellular component: plasma membrane.
CGCUGCUGAAGCGAAAAUCCCGGUGCCUCUUUCAAACCCGUGGUCAGACUAAACGCCGAGGGGAAAUCAUGGAGGAAAAGAAGAGCGAAAUCAACGGGCACGCCGGGCACAAAAGCCCGGUAAAAGCGGUUUCAACAAAUUCUGAAAAGAAAAGCUUUAAAGACAGGUUCAUGGUGUUUUUAAAAAGAAACCUCUUAGUUAUUUUGACGGUGUCCGGGGUGCUGGUGGGCGUCGGGCUCGGAAUGAUGGUCCGGAACAUGAGCCUUACCCGAGCCCAAAUGACUUAUUUUGCCUUCCCUGGAGAGAUGCUGCUGAGGAUGCUCAAGAUGAUCAUCCUCCCUUUAGUGGUUUGCAGUUUGAUUUCUGGCGCCGCGAGUCUGGACACCCGCUCGCUGGGAAAGCUCGGAGGAAUCGCCGUGGCUUACUUUUUGGUGACCACUCUGAUCGCUUCAUCCAUCGGUGUGGCGCUCGCCUUCAUCAUCAAACCCGGUGUGGGAGCCGGAGCGCUCAACACCAACAGUUUGGGGCUUGAAGGUGUGAGCACCAACAAAGAGACAACGGAUUCGUUUUUAGACCUUGCAAGAAACCUGUUCCCAUCUAACCUGGUGGCUGCAGCUUUCCGUUCAUAUGCCACUGAUUACAAGAUAAUUCUUGUUGGAAAUGGAACCAAUGGAACCCUCAACUACCAAAAGGUUCCUUAUGGAACAGAUGCAGAUGGAAUGAAUAUUCUUGGCCUUGUUCUCUUUGCUAUGGUUUUUGGAGUUGCUUUGAGAAAGCUUGGGGCAGAAGGAGAGGAGCUCAUUCGUUUUUUCAAUGCCUUCAAUGAAGCCACAAUGGUACUGGUCUCUUGGAUCAUGUGGUACGUGCCUUUUGGCAUCAUGUUCUUGGUAGGGAGUAAAAUUGUAGAGAUGGAGGAUGUGGUUCUGUUGGUCACUAGUUUGGGGAAGUACAUUUUUGCCUCUAUCCUGGGUCACAUCAUCCAUGGUGGCAUUGUCUUACCACUCAUCUACUUUGGAUUCACUCAUACAAACCCCUUCAGUUUCCUGUCUGGCCUCAUCACACCUUUCACUACAGCCUUUGCAACCUGCUCCAGCUCAGCAACCCUGCCCACUAUGAUGAAGUGUAUAGAGGAAAACAACGGUGUUGACAAAAGAAUCAGCCGGUUCAUCCUACCGAUAGGAGCCACUGUCAACAUGGAUGGAGCAGCCAUUUUCCAGUGCGUUGCAGCUGUGUUUAUCGCCCAGCUUAACAACGUUGACCUCAACGCAGGCCAGAUCUUCACCAUCCUGGUGACAGCCACUGCUUCCAGUGUGGGAGCAGCGGGCAUUCCAGCUGGAGGGAUCAUCACCAUUGCUAUCAUUCUGGAGGCCAUCGGUCUGCCCACCCAUGACCUGUCACUCAUGCUGGCUGUAGACUGGAUUGUAGACCGCACCACCACUGUUGUAAACGUAGAGGGAGAUGCUCUUGGUGCUGGCAUCCUUCACCACAUCAAUGAGCAAGAGAUGAAAAAGCAAAGACAGCAACAGGAGCCAGAGGACCAGGAACUGCAGGAGGUGGAGGUGGUGGCUAAUGUGCAGGCAGAGGAGGAGACCUCUCCUCUUGUCACCCACCAGAACCGAGGAGACAGCUCUUCACGCGAAACACUCAAUGACAAGGGCGGUGUGGAGUCUGUGCUGUAAACUGUUGAUUGUGACCUCUCAUCUCUUUCUUCUUCUCUUUUUUUCUCUCACUUUUUUAUACAAACCACUAUAGACAUGUCACCUCAGUGUAACGUUUACGUCAAACGUAAAGUUUACUUAAACCUGUAAAAUAGAACACUGAUGGCCAUUGUGCUGUUACAUUCUUAAACAUAGUUUGAAGUACAUGGUAAGAAGAACAGGUUGUGCUAAGAUAAUCUUAUCUAACUGUGCCAAAAUGAUUUCUUAUUUGUGUUUAUGUGCAAAGUCUAAAAGGGAAUAAGCAGUUUUCAUGUGUAGAGAUGGAUAGUGAUGUCAAUUCUUCACAGACUGACCUCUUGCUCUGUUUGUUUGCUACAUUUUAACUGGCUGUGUGAAACAUUAACUAUUUUGAAGAUUUACCGGAAAGUAUUUGCUGUAAAUAUUUGUGUCCUUAAUGGCAAAUCCUGUGACACUGUGGUAUAGUCUGGUAACAGUGUGAUUUAUUGAGGAUUAAAUCACAGCUGUGCAUGUGUGCUUACGAAGAACUCCCUUUCUAGCAUAUUCUGAGAUUGUGCUGAAUUUAAAUGAAAGAGAAGUUUGGCAACUUUUAAUUAAAACUCAGGGAGAAAGGUUGUAAUUGAACCCCAUGAUGAGAAGUCACACUGUAAGGGUCAAACAUUUCUUCUCUGAUCUCUCUUGUUUGUUCCAAUGAGCAUCAAUCAUGGUAUCUAAUGACACCCAGUGGUCAGUGCAAUUAGAAUUUUCCAGAUCCCUGUCAGAUUAAUUCAAUGAUUCAGCUACCCAUGGGCUGACAAUUUCAUUACUUUUUGUACAUUUUUAUGCCCAUCCUUGAAAUUUGACCUUGCCAUACAAAUGAACAGUGUAGGCAUAGGCUACAAUUUAAAAAUGGUAAUUUGGUAGUAGCAAGAUCGGUCAGUGUAAAAUAAGCUAUGAAUGACUUUAAUUGAUUAUUUAAUUUAUUUAAUAUACUUUUUCACUCUCUUAUAACUGAGACAUUAUCUUGUUAACACUGUGUGUCUCAACAUACAAUGAAAUUAAAAGAAUUUGUGUCUCUGA